Molecule: messenger RNA, 1238 nt
Organism: Aaosphaeria arxii CBS 175.79
Lineage: Eukaryota; Fungi; Ascomycota; Dothideomycetes; Pleosporales
Product: NAD(P)-binding protein
Exons: 3
Coding region: 259-1047 (262 amino acids)
Molecular function (GO): oxidoreductase activity
Source: RefSeq, a predicted model, not a curated record
CUAGGAUUAAUAAUCUGGUCUUUCCAGAACAAAGCGAUGAGAUCAGAGAUCAACCUUCACUUCACCUUCGAUCUUAUAAAAGGAGUAUACCUGAAGCCCGGGGAUGGAAUAACGUCCCGCCGAGCCUCGGUACAUCUCCCCAGAUUCCCGGGGUUCAAGAGGGACUCCGGCAUUUCGAUCAUUAUUCAACUCCAAGCUCUUCCCUUUAAAUUUCUUCCUCUACCAUUUUGAUAUCGUAAUUCUACAUACACAAGCAAGAUGGAUGUCUCGAAUCUUUUCGGUGUCAAGGACAAGGUGGUGCUCGUCACAGGCGGAGCGAAGGGAAUUGGCCGCAUGAUAUCAGAGGGCUUUGUCGCCAAUGGAGCGAAAGUCUACAUAUCGUCCCGAGACGCAAAGGCAUGCGAGCAGGCUUGCAAAGACUUGAAUGCGCUCGGUAAGGGCAAGGCGGAUUACAUUACCGCGGACUUCUACAAGGAGGAGGAUAUCAAGAACCUUGCAGAGGAGCUUGGCAGGAGAGAGAAGAAGCUCCACAUCCUCGUAAAUAACAGCGGCAGCAACUGGGGAGAGUCAUAUGAUACCUAUCCCAGCGCUGCAUGGGAUCGAGUCCUGAACCUCAAUCUCAAGCGCGUAUUCCAGCUCACCCAGGCUGUCACUCCUCUUCUGGAGGCGGCCGCAUCGAGCACAGACCCGUCGCGGAUUAUCAAUAUUGGCUCCGUUGAUGGACUUCGCGUUCCGGCCCUGGAGACGUUCGCGUACUCUGCAUCCAAAGCUGGACUGCACCAUUUGAGCAGGGUGCUGGCUAGCCAUCUUGGCAAGAGACAUGUCACGAGCAACACCAUCGCGUGCGGGCCAUUCCAGAGCAAAAUGAUGAAAGCUACUCUAGAGAAGUUUCAGGAUGUAAUCGAGAGUGGUGUCCCUCUUGGACGUAUUGGAAGCCCCGAGGACGUCGCGGGAACGUGUAUCUGGCUCGGAAGCCGUGCGGGAGCCUGGGUCAACGGUGCAACGAUCGCCUUGGAUGGAGGUGCUCUUGUUGCUGCCAAAUUGUAAAAAUCUGGGACAGCUCCUACUGUCGUGGACAUCUUGUAUAUUACCGCAUAAGCUCGCCCCAUAGCAAAACAUGUUUGAUUGCAGGCCGUUGAGAUAUUGAAGCUGUAUCAAGAAAACAUUUUGGGGGUAUCAUUGGUUCUCCAUCAUAUAGCGCCUGUUCUACUGGAUCAAUCCAUCAUCUUUUCUGCAUC